This is a messenger RNA of Drosophila willistoni, 2464 nucleotides long. RefSeq names its product CCR4-NOT transcription complex subunit 6-like (gene twin). Gene Ontology annotation, molecular function: poly(A)-specific ribonuclease activity; protein binding. Gene Ontology annotation, cellular component: cytoplasm; CCR4-NOT complex; nucleus. Bases 150 to 1787 code for a protein of 545 amino acids. The record is from RefSeq and is a predicted model, not a curated record. The transcript has 7 exons. Gene Ontology annotation, biological process: nuclear-transcribed mRNA poly(A) tail shortening. NCBI's taxonomy places the organism in Eukaryota, Metazoa, Arthropoda, Insecta, Diptera, Drosophilidae.
AGGAGUCAAACGUGCGAGUAAAAUUUGGCGAGAGAAACUUGGACAUCAUCAACAUCAUCAUCAUCAUAAUCGUGAUCAUCUUUCCAGAAUUUGUAGCCAGGAAUCUGCAAAAAGUGAAAAAAUUUCUUUGUGGCGGCAAUCAUUAUAAAAUGUCUCGUAACAAAGACAAAUAUGACAGCACCAAUCGAAGACAGCAGAUCUUUCUAUCGCCUGAGGAUAUUGCAGCCGGCAAAAAGACAAACUGGAGUGGCCUAGAGAUAACAGGAUGCGUUCGGAAUAUUAGUCCAUCAUUGUGGCAAUUUGAACAUCUGACCGCCCUCUAUUUGAAUGAUAAUCAACUGCUGCGAUUACCCGCCGAUGUUGGCAUGUUGAUUAGCUUGAGGACAUUGGAUUUAUCUAGCAAUAAGUUACGGAGCCUGCCAGCCGAACUUGGCGAACUAAUUCAAUUGAGGGAAUUGCUACUCAAUAACAACUUUCUGCGCGUGCUGCCUUAUGAGAUUGGCAAGCUCUUUCAUCUGGUCAUACUGGGUCUGAUGGGCAAUCCGUUGCAAAAGGAGUUCAUGAACAUCUACAAUGAACCGAAUGGUACUCAAAAACUGCUCACCUACAUGCUGGACAACUUGUCAUUUACCGUCAAUCCACCGCCACAAAGACCAUGGUUACCUUUGGCCAAACCCAAUAAAACACGACCAGCCUGCAUUUUCACGGUAAUGUGCUACAAUGUGCUGUGUGACAAAUAUGCGACGAGGCAAAUGUAUGGAUACUGUCCAUCGUGGGCAUUAUGCUGGGAAUAUAGAAAAAAAUCGAUUAUCGAUGAGAUCCGGCAUUAUGCAGCGGAUAUCAUAAGUCUGCAAGAGAUUGAGACAGAGCAAUUCUAUCAUUAUUUUUUGCCGGAGCUGAAGAACGAUGGUUAUGAGGGGAUUUUCUCCCCCAAAUCUCGGGCCAAGACAAUGUCAGAAGUGGAGCGCAAAUAUGUCGAUGGCUGUGCGAUAUUCUUUAGAUCAUCAAAAUUCACGUUAAUUAAGGAGCACUUGAUUGAGUUUAAUCAGUUGGCCAUGGCUAAUGCCGAGGGCUCGGACAAUAUGUUGAAUCGUGUGAUGCCCAAGGACAACAUCGGUCUGGCCGCACUACUUAAGGUGAAAGAGACUGCCUGGGAGCCAAUGUCUGAGGUGACGCAAAUCUCACAGCCGCUUCUUGUGUGCACGGCCCACAUACACUGGGAUCCCGAGUUCUGCGAUGUCAAACUAAUCCAAACAAUGAUGCUGAGCAACGAAUUGAAGACAAUCAUUGAUGAGGCGAGUCAUAGCUUUCGGCCGGGACACAAAAAUGACUCGAAUAGCGUACAACUGUUGCUUUGUGGUGAUUUCAAUUCAUUGCCCGAUUCCGGAGUGGUUGAGUAUUUGGGCAACGGUCGCGUUUCCAUGGAUCAUUUGGAUUUCAAGGAUAUGGGUUAUAAAUCAUGCUUACAGCGAUUGCUAUCGAACGAUACGAAUGAGUUCACGCAUUCCUUCAAGCUGGCCUCAGCCUAUAGUGAAGACAUUAUGCCCCAUACUAACUACACAUUCGAUUUCAAGGGCAUAAUUGAUUAUAUAUUCUACACGAAGACUGGCAUGGUGCCAUUGGGCCUGCUGGGACCAGUAUCGACCGACUGGCUGCGCGAAAACAAAGUUGUGGGCUGUCCCCAUCCGCAUAUACCAUCUGAUCAUUUCCCGCUGCUUGUUGAACUGGAACUGAUGCAUACAGCCAGCCAGCAGACGCCUCCCAAUGGGCUUAUAAAUCGUCGGUAGCAAUAGAAUCAUCGACGCGGCCGACCCACCACCACCAUGAUGACCACGACACCCAUUCGGACAACAGCCACAAGCGGCGGGUGUGGGGGUGGAGUUGGGUUUGGAGCCGGCAUGAUGCACAACAGCUUUAGAGGACGCAGCAACAGUGGCAGCGGUAUCGGUGGAAGUGGUGGUGGUGGUGUUGGUGGAACAAACAUUCGUCUGGCCGCGCAUGGAUCUUUAAGAAAGCCUCCCCUUUCCGCUACACCUCAGUCAUCAACUACCUGCGAGAAACAACAACAAAAACCGCCACCCUCAUGAAGCAAGUGAACCUAAUCCUGACCCUAUCUGCCUCCACCCUCGCCUUUGAAAAACAUAAGAAAACAUUAAUCAGCUGACGUGGCGCUCUGCUCGCAUCAAGAAUCAGUUUUAGUUAUUACAUAUAUUUAGAUUCGAUUUUGACUCGCACAUAAACUAAGUGAGAUGAUGAUGAUGAUGAUGAAGACAAGGUUGUGACUGGGUGGUGGUUGGAUUAAUCCUUUGUGCGCUGGAUCGCAAAGUGAAUUGCCCUGAAACCGCCCGUGAUGCAACCGAAACCAACAACUAUCAUCUUUAUACAACUUGCAGCUCUUUUACUCCGCGUUUCUCGUUUUGAUUUUAUCAACUUCACAUCGAAUAAAUUAUAUAAAUACCAUAUA